AUGCCUGUUAUGGAGACAGAAAAUACUCCGGUAGAGGCUUCAUUGAGCGAAGUCCCGGACCGUUUGCCUUUCCCGCCAGUGACGUACUCUCACAUUCUCCAUUGCUCCUACCAUGACUGGCACCCUCGUUAUCGGCCACUUAUCCCAAAGUCUCGUCUGAUUCCCCUCACCCCAGAAUUUGUGAACUACCUCCGUGCCGACGGCAUCGUUCUUCCACCCGAAGCCCGCCCUCCGAGAGAAGAUGACGAGCUCGAUGCAUACGAAGAUUCCGAAGAGGGAGAGGCGGAUCCAUCCGCGGAGUGGCAGGAGAUUCAUACUCAAAUCAAGAACACUAUUGCAGAAUUGGGUGGCAAGGUCACGCCGAAGCUGAACUGGAGUGCACCCAAAGACGCAACUUUCAUGUCCCCAACAAACGAUACCGAAUGCCGCUCGCCGAACGAUAUAUAUCUUCUCCUAAAGAGUAGCGACUUCAUCACGCAUGAUCUGGAGCACCCCUUCGACAACUGCGAACCGGACCACAUCAACGGCAACGCCACGGAAGACGUCCUGCCAGACGUGCCUUACCACCUGGUGCUCCGGCAAUACGUCAACUUCAACCCGUCCCUCGAGUUCCGAUGCUUCGUUCGGAAUCGCAAGCUGCUUUGCAUAUGCCAACGUGACCAGAAUCAUUUUGACUUCCUCUUUGGCAUGCGCGACAUGCUCCGAUCCCGGAUCCAGUCGUUCUUCGAUGAGAAGCUGCGCGAUACCUUCCCCGAUCCCGACUUUACCUUCGAUGUGUACAUUCCAGCUCCGCAUCAGCGUGUCUGGCUUAUUGAUAUCAACCCUUGGGCACAGCGGACCGAUCCGCUUCUCUUUAGCUGGUUGGAGAUCCUGCGGAUGAAGGACCCCAUCGGUUUCGAAGAGGAGGCAGAUAAUGGGGUCGAGGAAGGGUUCGUGCGCAUCUCCCUUCGGGAUGGUACUGUUAUCACCCCCUCUGAAGAGGAGGCUGAGGGAGACUCUGCCUCAGAGGAAGAGGAGGAAGUCGAUAAUGUCACUGCUGGUGGUGAUGACCGGUUUGCGCCCUUUUUGCCGGAGUUCCGCCUUAUUAAGAAGGAUGACCCGGAGUCAUAUUCGUUCAACACACCGCAGUUCUCGGCUCAUAAAGUGCCAAAGGAACUUGUGGAUGCUUCGCUGGCCGGACCUGGUGGUAUGAGCGAGUUCUUGGGCAAGUGGCAGGAGAUUCUGAAGCAACAGGAGCGCGAGGACCGGGAUGCUGGCAAUGAGUCCAACUAG
This is a messenger RNA of Penicillium cataractarum, 1272 nucleotides long. RefSeq names its product cell proliferation protein CDC123 (gene cdc123). Lineage: Eukaryota; Fungi; Ascomycota; Eurotiomycetes; Eurotiales; Aspergillaceae. The coding region runs from base 1 to 1272 and encodes 423 amino acids. The record is from RefSeq and is a predicted model, not a curated record. Gene Ontology annotation, cellular component: cytoplasm. The transcript is spliced from 2 exons.